This is a messenger RNA of Sipha flava (yellow sugarcane aphid), 1843 nucleotides long. It is a transcript of the gene Fic, whose product is annotated as adenosine monophosphate-protein transferase Fic. The record is from RefSeq and is a predicted model, not a curated record. Gene Ontology annotation, molecular function: protein binding. Bases 1 to 1341 code for a protein of 446 amino acids. The transcript is spliced from 6 exons. NCBI's taxonomy places the organism in Eukaryota, Metazoa, Arthropoda, Insecta, Hemiptera, Aphididae.
AUGAAGUGUUUGGCCCUGAAGCUAUUCCAGGCCAACGGAGCGGUACGCCAAUACUAUCCCCUGAUCGUUAUAUUUGUGUUCGGGGCUUUGUCCAGCGUGUUCAUCAACAAGUACUGGAACUACAAUGGCGGUAGAAGCGACCAACAACACAAACAUCUGAUCUUACACCGACCGUUUUCUAUCGUCGAUUUUGAUGAUCACGGUCGCUACGACUCCGAUCAAGAUGCCCACGAACUAAUCAUCAGAGAGACUGAAGUGGACGUUAUAUCUGAUCAAGAUAAUGUUGAAGCAUUGAUGUCGUUGAUAGCUGCCAAUGAGAUGAAAUCAAUGGGCAAGGGAGAAAAAGCUUUGAAACUCAUAGAACACGGAAUCGCUCUUGCUCCAAAGAAUCCUGACUUAUUAAAUGGCUAUGGAGAACUUAUCGAAACACUACAAGAUGACAUAUUAAUGGCUGAUCAGAUGUAUUUUCAGGCAUUAAUAUAUAGUCCGACUCAUAAAGAAGCACUCGGAAAUCGUAAGAGAACUCAAGUAAUUGUUGACGAUCUGGAUUGGCAACAGCUCAAACGCAUUGACGAAAAAAGAGAUAAAAUGUCUUCAAUGCCAGAUUCCAAUAUGGCUCUAAGAAGAGCAAAAAAAGAAGCAUAUUUUCAGCAUAUUUAUCAUACUGUUGGUAUUGAAGGAAAUAGAAUGUCUUUGUCUGAAACAAGAUCUAUUUUAGAAACUAGAAUGGCAAUCGGUGGGAGGAGUAUUGCUGAACAUAAUGAAAUUAUAGGUCUUGAAGCAGCGCUUAAAUAUAUAAAUGCAACAUUGAUAAACCGACUUGGUAGUAUAUCUGUUAAUGAUAUUUUGGAAAUCCAUAAGCGAGUAAUGGGAUUUGUUGAUCCUUUAGAAAGUGGAGUUUUUCGCCAAACACAAGUAUUUGUUGGUGGUCAUGUUCCUCCUGGUCCAUCUCAUAUUGGAACAUUGAUGGAAAAUUUCUCAAGAUGGCUUAAUUCUGAAACCACCCUAAGGUUACAUCCUGUUAGAUAUGCAGCUUUGGCACAUUACAAACUAGUGCACAUACAUCCAUUUACUGAUGGUAAUGGACGAACUUCACGUCUUCUUAUGAACAUGAUUUUAAUGCAAGCUGGAUAUCCACCAGUUAUUAUACCCAAAGGAGAAAGACAUAAAUAUUAUCGAACUUUAGAAUUCGCUAAUAAAGGAGACAUAAGACCAUUUUUGAGAUUCAUUGCUGAAUGCACUGAAAGAACAUUAAAUCAAUUUUUGUUGUCAACUACAACCGAAUUUUCAACUGAUAUUCCAGAAUUGGAUUAUGAUAAUAUAAUUAUUAAUGAGUCCUAAUAGUACCCAUAAAUUGAAAAGUUCUGUAUAUUCUACAAACUGUAUAAGUUUUGUGGAUUACAAAUCAAUUAUUUUGGACUUAAGUAAUUGUUGUGCAAUAUAUAAGUGUAUAAUGCUACAGAGGUAAAGUCUGAUAGGACAAAAAAUCUUCUUAUACUUGAAGUAUCUGAUAUAUAGAAGAAUUACACUUAUUUCAACUUUUAUAUGUAUAAAAUAAAUAAAUUAAGAAGUAUAAGACAAAAUUUAUGUGCUGAAUAUUAAGUUGAGUUUCACUACUUUUAAGUAAAAUUGUUUAAACAUUCUUAUUCUCAUUUUUAAUUAUUAUUUCCUAUUAUAAGUAAUUGUUUGACAUAUUUUUAUGAUUCUAAAAGAAAGAUAGCAAAGUGUAUUUGACAGAACCAUCUUAAAGACUAAAUAUUUUGAAAAUAACAAAUUACAAGAAAAUAAGAACAAAAAUAAAACAGUGAGUUUAUAAAUGUCUGUUAGUUAGAAUGAAUUUUUA